This is a messenger RNA of Mesorhabditis belari, 456 nucleotides long. NCBI's taxonomy places the organism in Eukaryota, Metazoa, Nematoda, Chromadorea, Rhabditida, Rhabditidae. The record is from the annotation of a GenBank genome assembly.
AUGGUGAGACGAUUUUUUCAAGUUGCCGGAAAGGUUGCUCUCGGAGGCUGCGUGCUCGUAACAAUAUUCGACAAAAUCGGCCAUCCAGCAAUCGUCUGCGGGAAUUCGAUGCUUCCAACCUUGAAUGGUAAAUCGGAGUCGAUAUUUGAACGGGAUUUCGUUUGGCUCUCUUCGCUGGGUCCCGCUUACAAACCGAAGCCGGGAGACAUCAUUACGUUUACAUCUCCAAAGAACGCAGAUCAGGUUCAUAUCAAAAGGUGUACUGCGAUAGAAGGAGGAGUUGUAAAGCCCAAGCGCCGAGACGAGCUAAUGAUUAUCCCAACAGGAACAUAUUGGAUGGAAAGUGAUAAUCCGCACAAUGCUCUUGAUAGUCAUGUUUAUGGACCGGUGAAUCGAGGGCUCAUGCAUGCACGCGCGACACAUGUGAUUUGGCCUCCACAAAGAUGGCAACAAAUA